Helianthus annuus (common sunflower) is the source of this 660-nucleotide messenger RNA. RefSeq names its product V-type proton ATPase subunit e1. The record is from RefSeq and is a predicted model, not a curated record. Bases 173 to 385 code for a protein of 70 amino acids. Gene Ontology annotation, cellular component: proton-transporting V-type ATPase, V0 domain. NCBI's taxonomy places the organism in Eukaryota, Viridiplantae, Streptophyta, Magnoliopsida, Asterales, Asteraceae. Gene Ontology annotation, biological process: proton transmembrane transport. The transcript has 4 exons. Gene Ontology annotation, molecular function: proton-transporting ATPase activity, rotational mechanism.
GUUAUUGGGCCAGAAGACGAAACCCGUUAAAGAAGCUAAUCGGGUCGGAUCUUCAGAAGGUAGUUGAUAAGUUAAAAAUCUGUUUCAAGGGGAGCUCCGAACAACCACAAGGAACCGUCGCCGGCCACCGGAGAUCAGAUUUAAUUUGAUUGGCGAUAUCGAUCUAAACAUCAUGGGGUUUGUCGUUACAACCCUAACUUUCAUCGUGAUCGGGAUCGUUGCCUGCUUUUGCACACGUGUCUGCUGCAAUAAAGGCCCUUCUGCGAAUCUGUUCCACCUUACAUUGGUGAUUACUGCUACUAUAUGCUGUUGGAUGAUGUGGGCAAUUGUUUAUCUUGCACAGAUGAACCCACUCAUAGUCCCAAUUUUGAGUGAAGGAGAAUGAAGCAACCUCAGAAAGCAAAUGCAGUAACAACCUCCUUCUUGGCCUUUUAGCAUUUGUGAAUUAAAUUAAGGAUGGGAUGGAUCUGAAUUUAAUGAGGAGUGAUUUUUUCUGAAUUUAUUUAAUUCAAAAUAGUAAUAUGUUAAAGAUUGGUAUGAACUGCAAACAUCUUUGCAUUUAAUUAUCUUGCUAUUUGUUAUAUGAGGAUUUAAUGCUCUGUUACUUGGCUUUCUUGUUCAUUCUUGAGCUUGUGGAAUAAAAUAAAUUUGAUUUUUUAA